Molecule: messenger RNA, 5378 nt
Organism: Lytechinus pictus (painted urchin)
Lineage: Eukaryota; Metazoa; Echinodermata; Echinoidea; Temnopleuroida; Toxopneustidae
Exons: 4
Coding region: 197-3202 (1001 amino acids)
Biological process (GO): G protein-coupled receptor signaling pathway; cell surface receptor signaling pathway
Cellular component (GO): membrane
Molecular function (GO): G protein-coupled receptor activity
Source: RefSeq, a predicted model, not a curated record
GUUGGAACGGAGGUAUUUAUCUCACUAUUGUUCAACCAAAGAUCACAAGUGAUCCGCUCCAACGUUAAGGUAAAUUCACGUUCCAGAUUCUGUUUCCUGCUGGCAAAAUUUUGAACUAGUUGUUCAUAAACCUGUUUCGUUAUAUCCAUGAGAGAACAAAGAAGGUUAUUUGUUAUUUCAAAACGACGGUGUAUCAAUGGUCGACGCUUAUUUCCUCUUCAUGGCUCUACUUUUGCAUAUCGUUAUUCUUCAGCUGCUGUCGAUAUAUGCUUCAGCAACGACGGUCAAUGUCACAAUAGGGGAAAACACAUUUAAGACCUGCACCUCGUCAUCGUGUGGCAAUGUAAACUGUGGAGAAGUACCCGGUGAUCCAACUCCUUGUCAUUGUGACCAGGCAUGUGAGUUCUACAACGACUGCUGCGGAGACUACAGAAUGGUCUGCUCUGGGACGAACUCUACAGAGAGCACAAGGGGUUUCCGUGAGACAGUGGAUGAUAUAGGAGGAGAGGUGAACACUGAGUGCAUCUCUCCGAACGCAGAUUCAUCAGAUGCUUUCUGGAUGAUUCAGUCAUGCCCUGAAACGUGGCAUGAUGCUGUUUUGCGCAAUAGGUGCACGUCAAAUGAGUCUUCAACAAACACCGAUUUGAGGCUCCUGCCAGUGGUCCAUGGUGGUGUUACAUACAGAAAUAUAUUUUGCGCUGUCUGCAAUGGUGUCGAGUUCUAUAGCGGCGGUCUCACUGGUUGGAAGUUUGAAUUCAGUUGCUUGAAACGGCAUGCAACAUUUGUCGAGUCCGAAAACAUAACAAUUCACGAACUCAUCAAUUCUGAAAAUUGCGAACCACGUUUUUCGCCUCCUUCAGGUGUGCCACAAAGUAGUCUUCGCCCAUGUCUGAACUAUAAUUAUGUAGCAGGUUGUCCGCCUGAUUCCCCACGGACUCUUCUAGAGGGAUGUAUGUCCUUUACUGGUAUCUUCACAGAAGAAUCGACAGGUCGAUACAAGAAUCCAUACUGCAAACUUUGCAAUGAGGGCGCAAUCAGUAAGAAUUGGACAACUGAUGAACAAAAAGAAUACGUGGAGAGAUUAUGCUCCUCUCCGGGGGAGUCUUUGACACCUGUCGUCGCGUCUAGCAGCAUUGGCAGCUUUAGCUUUCUAGACGAAUCUGGAGAACCCAGCGACAAUGAUAUCGGCAUGUCCCUGACACCGAUCUCCGUGAUUGUUGAUUUUUCUGCUAAGAGUAGUGUGUCCAUCUUCUAUUCUGAGAACAUGGUUGUGGAAAGGCAGGUGGCGUGUAACUUUGGUGAAGUCUACGAUCUGACGUCUGAUGGAUGUGUGGCAGUCACAUGUACUGAUGGAUAUACACUCACUAAUGGUAGGUGUGUCAGGGAUGCACCGUCGGUUAACCUUACAUGUGGUAACAAUAAUGCCAAUUUGGAGUUAUCCAUGACUGUGGUAAUAGCGACAGACAGCAAUGACACGUGCCUGAAACUGGAAAUUGAUAAAUUGGGUCAGCUUUCGAACUGCAUUGCUGUAAGCCUCAACUUGCCCAAUGAAUCAUUCACUAUUAAACAUCAAAUUCCACAGGAUAAUGUCACUAAACAAGUAGAUAAUAACACUAAUUGCAAGGAAGUUAUGCAUGAGGGACGGGCUUACACAUCCAUGGAAUACACAUUUUACACAGCAGUCCUUGAUUAUGCAGAGCUUGAAGACGCCAUCGACAGGUCGCUUCUGUACGUUUAUCAGCCAGCGAUGGGUUGUGAUAUUAAAGAUGUAGACAUUUCACGCAGAUGUGUCGCGAUAGAAGGGCUCCCCAAUUGUGAUCGCGGCCGUAAGGAACUUUCCUAUUAUCAAUUUCAAAAUCAUAAUGGCACAUCUUUUGUUUACGAUAAUGAGACGGGCAACCUCUACCAUCCAUAUGAGACGGAGCUAAUUGCGACUUACGACAGCCAAUAUCCUUCGACCAUUCGCAAGUUCCAUAAGAAAGAAGUUGUUCACAUCUGCGAUCGAGGGCACUUUCUUUCCUGUCCACUCAUAUCUCGAAACGUAUCAUAUUUCACCACAGUGGAAGGGAAGUCUAAUUUUCUAAGACAUGCAGCGACCGGGGAAAUACUUGGUCCAGAUGAAUACAUGGUGGCAGCAGAUGGUAACAUCCAGGUAUGUGUGCCAGAGGGAUCGGGUCAAAACGCAACAGUGAACGAAACUGUCGUGAAAUACUUUUUCCGGUACGAUCAGUCGCAGGUUAUUCUUAGCUACGUUGGUGUGUGUAUGUCACUCGUUGCACUAAUCGCCACUUUCCUGACGUACAGUACCUUCCCUGUCCUCCGACAGUGUGUCAGCAACAAACUUAUCAUGAUACUCUGUGUAGCUCUUUUUGCAGCUCAACUCCUGCAAUUACUGAAUGGCAUUGCAACAAGAAACGCUUACGCCUGCAUGAUAGUAGCAGUAAUCGGUCAUUUUCUGUGGCUCUUUGUUUUUGCCAUGACAACAGGUCUAGCGUUCGAACUGGAUAGGACUUUCGGCAGCUUGAACAACUUCAGCGUGUCCUCAGAUAGUCUCGUCUCGCUUUUGAAAUACACGACAUUCGCACUUUCCUUAGCCGGUGCCAUCGUUGCCAGUUGUCUUGGGAUUCAUUUCACAAUAGGGGAAGAGAUAGACUUUCAUUACGGCAGUGAAACUCUAUGUUGGAUUGGUGACAGGACUGUGAAUCUGAUAGCAUUUGGUGGGCCACUCGCGAUCUUCUUACUAUUCAACAUUAUAUUAUUUGGACACACAGUGCACGGAAUAAGGCAUGUGACCAAGAUUCGAAAUCGUGCUAUCCGGCAUUCUAGCACUUUAAAGGAAAGGGGAAAGGAGCUACAAAUAUAUUGGAAGAUAUCAACACUAUUAGGUUUCACCUGGCUUUUCGGGUUCGUAGCCGCUUUUGCAGGAGUGCCAGCCCUAUGGUACAUCUUCAUCAUCCUAAAUUCUCUCCAGGGCGUCUACAUUUUUCUUGCGUUCAUGGCCAACAAAAGGGUCUACCACCUCUGGGCCAGCGUACUGUGCUGCAGGACACGGGGUGACAAACUGACAAAGCAAGGAAAGGGCCAUCGCAGCAAUGGUAAAUCAACGACAUUGACACUGGUUGCAGGAACAGUAUCGACGACAUCUGAACACCGUAUCGCCAACCAGUUCACAACCUGGAACUCGAGUGCGACAAAGGUGUGACAUGUGGCUUCAAAUGUCUCAUUUUAUACGUUUACUUAGCAGAUCUUACGAGAAAUUACUGUAGAUUUGGGGUGUUGAUACAUCUUCUUAAUGCUCAGGCAAAAACAUUCGACACAAACACAUGUAGGUAUAAAAAAUAUCGCAUACAUGUAUUUAUUGGUUGAGAUCAAGCGACACCAGAAUAAAAAAAGAACAAACACCAACAAUCCUAAUCUUCAUCACAAAAUAAUUAUGUACUUAUUGUGUAAAAGAAUUAUAAAGCUAUCAAGAAGGAUAAUGAAAUUAAAAGUCAUUGCAUUUGGACCUACUCAAAUUCUGAAUAAUACUAAAAACUCUGUCCAUGUCAUUGCAUUUGGACCAACUUAAAUUCUGAAUAAUACUCAGAACUCUUUCAUGUUCGUUUUAAAUCUUGACGAUGAGACUUCAUGAAUACAGACACGAGUAAUAACGGUCUCAUCAUCGAUGAAAAUAAUGUCCAUUGAUAAGAAACAUUGGGAUGCUUUCAAACGUCUGAAUGGAUCCUAUUCAAACCAUUAACUGACAGCAUACACAUGAUCCAUCUUGCCUAAAAUGCAAAUCGAUGAUGGCAGGUCAUAUAAACAAAUACCUGGUCAAAGUUUCGAUAUGAGGAAAAUUCGCCAAAUUAGGAUUCACGCCAUUAAUAUUCAGAAAACAAAUAUGUUCGGUCAGUAUAAUUCGGCUAUUACCUUUGGCGUGUAAGAAUGGUUUUACAGGUAAUGUGUGGGUUAUUAUUUCUAAAGCCCCCGUUAAUUUUGUAAUGAUAUUGCACAUUGCGGCUCACCAUUCCAUAAUUAGGUAUAGAAUCGUGAUAAGCAAGCUAUCCUUUACAAAUAUCUCAUUUAUCAUAUUUAUGGUCAUACUCUGCAGUUCCAUUCUUAUUUCGUUUAACGUGACUGUGCACUAUUUCAUGUAAAUUGCAUAUGUAUAUACUAGUUUGCAGUUAUUGUGCUAUUGCGUCGAAGUGAUAUUUACACAUACAUGCAUUCGGGAAAAGAUAUCCCGCUUAUUCAACCAUCCUUUUAAUGGAUAACUUCUUUAGUUAGUAUUAUCUUCUUGGCUGAAAUAUAUUGGCAACAAACAAACCACUUCCAGAUUGGGAUUUUUUUUUCUUUUCAUCGAAAGGAGAAGUCCAAGGUGACAUUGAGUUGCCUUUAAAAAUCAGAAAAAUGCACCUUUUUGACGUCACCUUUCCCAAUGGACUCAUUUAGUAAAUCCCACUCAAAAAUGUAAUUUCUUCUGUAUCUACCGAAAGUAAAUUUAUCACAUCAUAGAAAUAAAUCAUAUCGCAAGAUAAUUUCAAAUACAUAUGCAUUUAAAAGAAAACAAAUUAACAAACUGACAUUAAAAAUAACGCAUAUGACUUUGAACUGGACGUAACUGAUGUGAAAACAUUUACAUUUUAAUCAAGCAAUACAUGUAUACUCCUAAUACUUUUCAGGCACCGUUACACAAAGAUUACUGAUCAUUGAAAUUUUGAAACAACGAUAGAUUAGUUGUAAGUGGAUUUGGAGAUCCUCAAACUCAUGCACCCAGUCAUAUUGAUUGGUCAUUGUUAUGUCCCCUUAUUUACUGCAAACCUUUGUGUUUAAUAGAAGCCCCGACAGCAUAGUCUUUGUUUUCAGGCACUUAACGAAUUAGCACAUUUACUGAAUAUCUCACAAGGAAUGAUAAAAAUACCCUGUAUCCUUUUGACCCUGUAAUCCACUUGGUAUAAAGUUUCAUAAGAUUGACCCUAAAAGGACUGGGGGGCAUGAUGCCCCAUCCCCCCCCCCCCUUGAUGCUUCGCGCGAUAUUUCCCAAAUGCAAAAUGAAAGCACCGCAAUUUUUAAAGACUUUUUUCUUUGAAGUCUCGGGCAACUCAAUCGCGACGCACGGGUAUAGCAUCGCGACGCCACGUGACUUAAUGGCUCAUUUUUGUGUACAAAGUCUAUGGGAGAUGAAAUUCAUAUAAGGGUGAUUAUUUUUCGUUCUAAUUGGUCUGCUUAAUUAAUUUAGGGUUUAAUUUAGUUGUUAAAUGGUCUGCAAUAAAUUCCAUUGAAAAAAAAAAUAACAAGGAAAAAAAAAAGAUAUACAUAAGAAAAUCUUAAAACAAAUACAUGAGGAAAAAUUUUUCUUUGUGAAAACCUGUAAAUUAGAUUACAAAGAUGACAUCUGG